AUGAAUUUCCUUCGGAGACGUCUCUCAGACAGUAGUUUCGUGGCAAAUUUGCCCAAUGGCUACAUGAUGGACUUGCAGCGCCCUGACAAUUCCACGAGCUCCCCAGUUUCUCCUGCCAUGGAGAGAAAGCAUCCACAGCCACCACAGCCCUCGCACUCUUCCUCUACUGGGACCAGCAUCUUCAGCUCCAUCUCCAGCGCCAUGAAGCAAACCACACAAGCAGCUGCAGGACUAAUUGACCACUCCACCAGCCCCACACCUCCUGUGGCCCAGAAGCCCAAGAUCCUCCUGGUGAUCGAUGAUGCACACACAGAAUGGACCAAAUAUUUCCAGGGGAAGAAGGUGAAUGGAGAGUUUGAUAUCCGCGUGGAACAGGCUGAGUUCUCCGAGUUGAACCUGGCUGCUUACGUCACGGGCGGCUGCAUGGUGGACAUGCAGGUCAUGAGGAACGGCACUAAGGUGGUAAGGUGA
This is a messenger RNA of Eurypyga helias (sunbittern), 471 nucleotides long. RefSeq names its product synapsin-3-like. Gene Ontology annotation, cellular component: synaptic vesicle; synaptic vesicle membrane. Bases 1 to 471 code for a protein of 156 amino acids. The transcript has 3 exons. Lineage: Eukaryota; Metazoa; Chordata; Aves; Eurypygiformes; Eurypygidae. Gene Ontology annotation, biological process: neurotransmitter secretion. The record is from RefSeq and is a predicted model, not a curated record.